CAGCCAUUCUGAACGAUUCCACCCCCCCACCGAGAUAGUCACCUUAGUGCCCACUGUGUUUUGACCGCUACAACUGCUCUCGGCCUCCGUUCCUUAAAUUUAUCGACUUAAUUUCCCGGCGGUUUCAUACCAGUUUUAAACCCCAGAGGCCUUUCUUCCCGUUCCCCUUUCUGGGUCGCUUUGCGUCUCUUGGAAUCAACCUACGUUUCUGGUGUGACCUUCAUUGUCGGUGAACAUGUCUGCGACACCUCGCAAGCCCAGUACUUCGGGCAAUUCCACCAGAUCCUCCACUGCAGAAAACCAUACGGUCAACGGCACUUCAUCGCGCACGCACACCCGGUCCCCCAGUGCAUCGACAAAUGGCGUCUCUCGCUCCCCCUCCCUUCGUGCUUCGACUCCGGUCUCUGCGCGUGCUGCGGCUCGGAAACCUGGUCGCUCCAAUCUAAGCACCUCGAGUGCUCCGAAAGUCACUCCCAGCCCGUCCGAUGAAGAGGCCCGGGCUCAGAAUGCAGCACUCAUUGAUGACCUCAAGGAGCAGUUGCAGAAAGCCGAAACGGCCUCGGAACAAUACCGCAAGCAGUUGGGUGUCCUUCAGAUGCGGCUUGACGAGGCGGUCAGCGAGCAAGGCAAGUUGGAGGACCAGAGCCAUGAGAGAGAUAGCAAGAUUGAGGCCCUGAACGGCGAGAUCCGUGAACAUGUUCGCCAGAUUCGCGACUUGGAGCAGGCACAUGACCUGGAGCGCAAUGCAAUGUUACAGGAGAAGGAACAACAGGCUAGUCGAGAAGAGGAGAUGCAGGCCACCAUCCAGCGCCUGAAGGAGUCGCUGGCCCAAAAGGAGCGGGCCAAUGCCGCUGACGCGGAUAAAAGUGUGUCUCGCUCUUCCAGUUUCCGCAACCGAGGGUCGCCGGACGUUGAUGGACAAUUCGCGCCUUCUUCCCAGAUCGAGCGAAGCCCUUCACGGAAUAACUCGAAGCUUCUGCUGCAGAAGGAUAAGUUGAUUGAAUCUCUCCGACUCGAGCUGGCCGAGUCCCAGAUCAAACUCGUCGAAAUGGAGAACAAGGGUGGUGGCAGACAGCGGGAGUUGGAGAAGGAGCUUCUGGAAGCCCGCAUGGCCAACGCCCGCUUGAUGGAGGACAACGAAAGCUACCAAUUGCUUCUCAGUGAGAGGACCCUGAACGGUGACUUCACCAAGGGUGACUUCAUGCAACAAGCCCAUCCAGACACCGCGGAAGACGUCAAGGAGCCAAGCAGCGGCUUGGGCUCCUUGGCCGAUGAGCUUGAAUCUGUCGAUGCUAGAGCAGAGACUGAUAACAACCGCAAGCUUGAGACGGAGAUCAAGGCACUCAAAGACCAGAACAAGGCUCUCACGCUUUACAUUGAGCGCAUCAUUAGCCGACUCCUGCAGCACGAUGGUUUCGAAACCAUCCUUGACAAGAACGAGAAUGAUCCCCCGUCCAAGCCGAUGCCUGCGCACAGCAACAAAGAGCUUCCGCCGACUCCUCCUGAGAAGGAUGAUGCUCAGUCUUUCCUCCAGAGAGCCAAGUCGGCCGUUCACGCUCCGAACAAUCGGCCUCUCACCCAGCCCCGGUCACGCCCCACCAGUUAUAUGCCCCCACCGACCAGUAUGCCUACCGCUCAUGAAAACCCAGAGACGGCUCCCAGCAUUCCCCUUCGUGCUCAAUCGAUUCGGGGUCAUCGUCGCACGCGGUCGGAACAGACGGACGUCGGAGCUGCAACUGUCGUUGGUCAGAUGUACCGGGGACGCAACUCGGGUGGUCCGAUCAGUCCUACCCUCAUGGGUCCUGGAUCUCGCCAAAGCGCAUUCUCUGGGGCAAGCAUCAUGUCGAGCAUGAGUGCCGGUGGUCGUGCUCCGUCUCUGUCCAGCCAGCCGGAGCACAGCCGUUUAAGUAGCUCGGAUAGUAUUACGAGUGACCCUGCUGGUGACACGGCAUCUACAGGUGCAACCUCAAGCUCCCCGCGUUCGAGCACUGGCAUGACCAACUAUACCGGGGCAGUGAUGACCCAGAACAAGCUGCGCCCUCUGCGACUUGUCAGCGAGACCAAAUUGGCCGAGGAAGAGGAAGCUGCACGCAAGAAGGCUAACCGAGGAAGCUGGAUCUCGUGGUUCAACCGUCCCAACACCGGCGACGCCACCCAGCCUUCGACCUGAGCGCAUUAGGCUCAUGGAAAGUGCGGGGUAGAUUUCCCGCCUGCAGCUAGGGGGACUCCUGCUCUUUGUGUUAUUCACCGUUAAUCUGCAUGAUCUUCUCGGGCCUUGAUGGCGGGUUCUUGA
Messenger RNA from Aspergillus ibericus CBS 121593, 2293 nucleotides. RefSeq lists its product as uncharacterized. The record is from RefSeq and is a predicted model, not a curated record. The transcript has 2 exons. NCBI's taxonomy places the organism in Eukaryota, Fungi, Ascomycota, Eurotiomycetes, Eurotiales, Aspergillaceae. Bases 236 to 2170 code for a protein of 644 amino acids.